Messenger RNA from Pantherophis guttatus, 794 nucleotides. The record is from RefSeq and is a predicted model, not a curated record. NCBI's taxonomy places the organism in Eukaryota, Metazoa, Chordata, Lepidosauria, Squamata, Colubridae.
UCGCCAAACAGGUAGUUACAAGGACUGGCUGACCCCGCCCCUCCCGCCUCGUCCCUCCCAGGAGUCUCCACGUGGCCUGUUUUGGAUGCGAGCUACCCACUCGCACAUUAUCCAUGGCUCCAUAGCAAACUUGGUUCUUAUUUGCAACAGGUUCCCCCGAAAGAUGAGAUUUUGCCAUUCCUGGUUAGAAUCUACGAAGUAAGGUUGAGAUGUCGGAAGGUCCCUCCAGGAUCACAGGUCCCAUUCCUCCGGAUCCUACCCUAUGUCCGGAUUAUUACAGACGCCCGCUAUCAGCCCGAGGAAGGCUGGAAGGAAACUCCCUGAAAUUGGAUUUGCUUCCUGGCCCCAUCCCGCCUGAGUUCAGCCUCUAUCCUGGGUGCUACAGCGCUCGCUGCUCACAACCUCCUCCACGGAUUAAGCCCAACGCCAGGGACAUCUUGGAGAAGGGACAAAAGGGCACCGUAGGAGUUCUCCUGAAGCUAGACGAGAUCUCCUUCUUUGAAGAACUGAGGCCCAAACGCAGGGAUCACAAAGACCACGAGAAGGAGAAUCUGAGGCGCAUGAGAGAGAUCCAGCGGAAGUGUCGAGAGAAAGAACAAGCUCGGCAGCUGAGUCAACCCAAGCCGGUGAAAGCCCUGUGGAAGUCCCAGAAGUAUGAAAAUGUGGAAUCCAAAGUCAAGGCAAAGUUGCAGCUCCCAGAAUUCUUGGUGGCCGAAUUGGUUGUUUGGGUUAAGAAAUUUGGUACUGUGGGGUCGUUAAGAACACAAGCGAGGACUCAGAGGACAGAAAACUAG